This is a messenger RNA of Lottia gigantea (owl limpet), 1497 nucleotides long. RefSeq lists its product as hypothetical. Lineage: Eukaryota; Metazoa; Mollusca; Gastropoda; Lottiidae. Gene Ontology annotation, molecular function: zinc ion binding; nucleic acid binding. The transcript has 5 exons. The record is from RefSeq and is a predicted model, not a curated record. The coding region runs from base 1 to 1497 and encodes 498 amino acids.
AUGAGGAAGAUGAUAUUGUUGGUGUUUGCAACAAAAGAUGUGCAUACUGCAGAUGGUGUAACGUCUUGGAUGAGUGAGACAUUAAAAGCUCAAGGUAAGUGGCCAAAUAAGUCGGAAGAAACUGAACGAAGUACCGGAAGACCUAGUAAUCAGAUUCCAAAACUAUCAAUAUUUUACGGUGAGUCUGGAAAAGGAGAGGUAAGUUAUGACCUGUGGAAAUAUGAAGCUGACUGUUUGAUAUCUGAGCAUGUGUACCCCGAUCACAUCAUUUUACUGGCUAUUCGACGUUCAUUAAAGGGGGAAGCUGGUAAGGUUAUUAUGCGUCUUGGAACAAAAGCGACCAUUAAAGAAAUAUUAGCUAAACUAAAAAGCGUGUUCGGUAUUUGUGAAGAAUCAGAAUCAUUGAUUGCUCAUUUCUAUAGUGCUCGACAGAAAGAGGCUGAAUCUGUCACUUCUUGGGCAUGUAGAGUCGAAAAUUUGUUCGCCGAAGCAACUGAAAGAUUAUCUUCGCAUAAAUACGAUCAACCUACAACUUUCGAUGAACUAAGAGUUGAGGUAAGACGUAUCGAGUUCGAUUUGAAUAGUCGAAAAUCAACUACUGAUGUAAAACCUAAACAGUCUAAUAUGGUUAGUUUUGGUCGUUCAUAUAACUCAGAGUUACAGGAACUUCAGAGCAUAGUGAAGACGUUGUCUACUGAAAUGGGGGAAUUGAAGGAGACUGUAUCUCAGUUUGUUCAACCUGUCCAAUCAUCUUCCGGUAGCACAUCUCGAAAGGACGGAAAUAGAAGGUUUGGAACGUCUACGAAUUUUCGUAAUAGUUAUCACACAGGACCAGUGUGUUGGAGAUGUGGUAAACCUGGGCAUUUACAGAUGAAUUGUAGGUCACCAACACAGCAUAGCAAUUGGUCGGAAAACGAUCAAAGCCUCGGGUCACGGGAAGCGUCACGGGGUUGGAGAAAUCGAGACUUCCCUCGUCGUGCGACACUUAAAGGUUUCGUAGACAAGAAGUUGUAUUGUCCAAAAACUACAGUAAUGGCUCAUCCUUGUAAUGGUGCUGUAGAUUCGGUUUUAGAUAUUUCACCAACCAUUAUGUUAUUUGAUUAUGACAAAUCUGAUAUUAUCCCUAUUCAUAUUUCUAAUGUAUCUACCAGAACUGUCGUCAUUUUACCUAAAGCUAUUAUGUCUACUUUACCAAUACCCAAACCAAGGAAAAUCAAGUCAGUUAUUGUUCCUGAAGCUGUAGUAGAAAGUGGAAGUUCCGAUGAAGAAGUAUUUAUAGAUUAUCCUUACCGUUUAGAAGAGAUGGUUACACAGUCUGAUUCUAGCCAGGAGGCUAAUUCGCCAAGAGGGGGUGAGAAGAGAUCUAUGAGCGAUGAUAUCGUAGAUGAAUCUAAGGCUGAAGAUGGAUCGUGUAGUUCUACAAUAAUAUUUUUGGGGGAUCCCGGAUAUUGUAUGAACCAGAACAUGAGAACAUCGAUGGAAGUCAAACGCAGAUAA